GGGUUUCAGGUCUGAUGACGUGUUUUCCUUCCAGGUGCCGGGAGGUUUUUUUGGCGAUGGAGCCUGGCAUGAAGGAGGAGACCUUUUCGGAAGUCCUGAGCUCCCUGUCCCUCUCGGAACAGCGCGAGGGUCCCGACGGGGGGGCGGACGGCCAUGCCGCCACCCCCCCUGACGCCCCAGAACAGGAUGAGGACAGUUUCUUUGACUGCCCGGAGGUGCUGGAGGAGGAGUCUGCAUCGCGCAGAGGAGGCCCAGGAGGAGACGAGGGGGAGGGGGAGCGGGGACACGGGGACGGGAGGGACGGCCCAGAAGAUGGAGAGAGGGAGGAGGGAGGAAGUGAGGGAGAGGAAUGGGAGGACCUGGGCGCGGCCUGUGGGGUCCAGGGGGAGGAAUGGACGGAGUGCGGAGAACAGAACGCUGGAGGAGGAGGAGAGGAGAGCCGGGCGGAGUUCAGAGAGGAGGGAGAGGAGGAGCUCGCAGAACAUGGGAAAGACGAUAGCGAUUCUGAGCUGAAGGAGGAGGCGCCGGUCGAGUUUGAUGAGGAGUACCUGCGGGAGCUGGAGAAAGACUUGUCUGAGGAGGAGAAAGAGAGUCGGAGGCAGGAGAGCUUGCUGCUGAAGGAGACGGGGAACGGACAGUUCAAGAAAGGAGAGCACACAGAAGCAGAGGCAUCUUACACUGCAGCCUUGGGGGUGUGUCCUGUGUGCUACAGCAAGGAGAGGUCCAUCCUGUUCUCCAAUCGCGCGGCAGCACGCGUCCACCUGGAUCAGAAGGAGAAAGCCAUCGCCGACUGCACCAAAGCGAUCGAGCUGAACCCCGACUACGUCCGCGCCAUCCUGAGGAGGGCGGAGCUCUACGAGAAGACGGACAAGCUGGACGAGGCUCUGGAGGACUACAAGAGCAUUUUGGAGAAGGACCCGGGCGUCCACCAGGCCAGGGAGGCCUGCAUGCGCCUGCCCAGGCAGAUCCAGGAGCGGAAUGAGAAGCUGAAGGAGGAGAUGCUGGGGAAGCUGAAGGACCUGGGCAACAUGUUCCUGCGACCGUUCGGGCUCUCCACCUCAAACUUCCAGGUCAACCAGGACACCAGCAGCGGGUCCUACUCCGUCAACUUCGUCCAGGGCCCCAACAACAACAACAGGUAGCCCAGGUUUCUGUCGCCGCGGCAACGCCGUCGCCCCUCCCACCAGGCCGAAGACUGACAGAGAAGCUGGUCUCUCAUCCCUGCGGAUCCAAAAUGGAAUCCAGAAACUGACAUUGUCUGCAGACGAGGGCUGUUAUGGGGGGGGGGGAGGCGGCGGGUGGGUGUGGU
This is a messenger RNA of Anguilla anguilla (European eel), 1309 nucleotides long. It is a transcript of the gene ttc1, whose product is annotated as tetratricopeptide repeat domain 1. The coding region runs from base 15 to 1142 and encodes 375 amino acids. The record is from RefSeq and is a predicted model, not a curated record. The transcript has 8 exons. Gene Ontology annotation, molecular function: protein binding. Lineage: Eukaryota; Metazoa; Chordata; Actinopteri; Anguilliformes; Anguillidae.